This is a messenger RNA of Eufriesea mexicana, 843 nucleotides long. It is a transcript of the gene jhamt, whose product is annotated as juvenile hormone acid methyltransferase. Bases 1 to 843 code for a protein of 280 amino acids. The transcript is spliced from 5 exons. The record is from RefSeq and is a predicted model, not a curated record. Lineage: Eukaryota; Metazoa; Arthropoda; Insecta; Hymenoptera; Apidae.
AUGUUCAUGGUGGACGAGUACGUGAACGCGAGCAUGGUGCAGUACCGCGACGCGCUGGACGUCAUCGAGGAGUUCAAGAAAGAGAUGUCCGAGAUGAAGGGUAAGUGCAUCGACGUCGGCUGUGGCCCUGGGAACGUGACGAAGAACCUGAUUCUGCCGAAACUGUCGCCGGAAGCUGAGCUAGUCGGGGUGGACAUAUCGAGACCGAUGAUCGAUCACGCGAGACAGAAAUACCUCGACGAGAAACGCCUGUCGUUCUUGCAGCUGGACAUCGAGGCCUCGGCCCUGCCUAGCAAAGAAUUGGCCCGGUAUAGCAACGUACUGUCCUUCUACUGUCUCCACUGGUGCCAGAACUCUCGGAGAGCCUUCGAGAACGUUUACAAGCUGCUGCGACCCGGAGGAAAGGCGCUGGUUAUGUUCCUCGCGUGGAACGACGGUUUCGACGCCUAUGUCAGGGUCCACGAGAACCCCCGGUACAAAGCGUACAUGGAGGACGCCGAUCAGUUCGUGCCGUUCUUCCAGCGAUGCAAGGACUCCCGGGCGGCCUUGAGGAAGAUGCUGGACGACAUAGGCUUCGAGAUCCUACACUGCAGCAGGAGGGAAAAGAGCUUCGUUUACCAGAACAUGGAAGCACUGAAAAGUCAUAUAAUUGCGGUUAAUCCCUUCAUCUCGCGGAUCCCUGAUCACCUCAAAGAGGAGUUCGAGGACGUGGUAGUGCGCGAAGUAGCGAGUCGGAAGAUCUUGUUUCCUAACAAGAACGACAACGGUCAGCAAGAAUACAGUAUCUUGGAUAGAUAUCACAUUCUCGUGGCGUACGUGAAGAAGCCUUCCGGUACGUGCUGA